CAUUUAUAAAUAUAUAGUAUUUUAACGCAUUACUGCUAGCCCAACUAGUAUAUAAGUAAUAGCCAAAUAAAUCUCCCUCCAAGUGCAACCGCCUUCGCUCCCUUCUUAUUCUUUCCCUCACUCCGUAAAAUCCAUAAUCUAUAUUGUUCAAACCCAAAACUUAUUACAAAGUAAAAGGAGGACUUAGCUGGGACCCACACGAACCCAAUGUCCGCGACGACACGCGCCGCGUGGAGCUUAGACUCCGAGCUUGACGGAAUCGACCUUGACCCCUCCGAUUUCGCCGCCUCGGUGCCACUCAAGAAAGUCCCCAACGGCGACGUUUUCGAGGCCUCCCGCGCCGGCGAUGUCGAUCGGCUCCGGUACUUGCUCGAGUCCGGCGUGAACGUCAACGCCCGGGACCAGUGGGACUCAGUGGCCCUCUACUACGCCUGCCUCGCCGGUCAUCUUGACGCCGCCCGGAUGUUGCUCGAGAGUGGUGCAAUUUGCUCCGAGCACACCUUCGAUGGCGACCGCUGCCACUACGCCGCUCUCAAUUUGAAGGUUCGGAAGCUCUUGAAGGCCUUUGAGGCCAGGCCCCCGCCUUUGGCUCCCUUGCAGGCCGCUCUUAGGGAAACUUUCUUGAGUUGUGGUGCUAAUAGGGUUUAUUUGGAGCAGGCCGAUAUGGGUCAGUUUCAGAUUUCAGGUAAUCCAUCCAGUCUGGCUUUCAAUUCCAACCAUUUCCCUCCCGAUGUUAUCUUUCAUGUGCAAGGUAGACCCAUUGAAGCCCACAGGGUAAUUUUGAGUGUUCGAUCACCGUUUUUUAAGAGGAAGUUUGAGAAUGAUUGGAGACACCGUAAAGAAGUAAGAUUGGCAAGGGAAAAGUUGUCUUAUCCUGCUCUUUAUAGCCUCAUCCAUUUCUUUUACUCUGACAGACUUGAGAUUGCGGUAGAUGAUAUGGAAGAUCUGGUGAGGAUAUGCAAAGUAUGCAAAUGUGAAUCUUUGCAAAGGAUUGUUGAGAAAGAAUUGGCUCAUCAAAAGUUCGCUGACUAUAAAGCAUUAAGAGACGUCGACAACUCUCAGAAACGGUUCAUCUUACAGGGUAUAUCCCUUCCUGAAGAAAACCGGCUCCCUAGUUCCUUACGUUGCAUACUUCAACUUUCCCUUGCCAAUUCAACCCUUGAUCCUAACUUAGUCAAUGGUGUUGAGGAUUUAAUAUCUCAGGCUGAUAGAAUGCAUAUAAGUAAUUUUGAAGAUGAUCUGGCUGAUGUUUGCAUUAAAAUUGAUAAAAAGAUUUUCCGUUGCCAUCAAGUGGUUUUGGCAUCAAGAUCAGAGUACUUUAGAGCAAGACUAUCACGAAUGAAAGAUUUUCAUGAAGGAAAAGAUGGGCUGCCUGUUGAUACCCUGCCAUGUAUUGAGGAACAUGAUUUGAGCAUGGAAGCGUUCGAGAAAAUGAUCGAGUUUAUGUAUACCGAUGGUUUAAAAGAUAUAGACCCUGAUCAGGCUGAGGAAAUCUUUGAUGCUGCUUCAAGAUAUCUAUUGUUUCCUCUUAAGCGUGCUGUAGCUGAUGUGCUACUGCCACACUUGGAAACAGUUUCACCAGCAGAACUGUGCCAAUGGUUGAUAUUAUCAGACAUGUACGGUGUUCUGAAGGUACGGGAUUACUGUCUAGACAUGAUAGCUUGCAACUUUGAGGCAUUCGCUGAAACUCGUGAAUUUCGAGCAAUGCUAUUGACACUUCCGCCACCAUCUGGAGAUUCUUCUCUCCGUACUACUGUUCCAAGUGCUCCAGGAGCUGAGGUGAACACAGACCAAAGCAAUCUUCUUGAUGAUCUACGAGAAAAGUGGCUAGAAGCUGAAGCUGCUGAUCUCGACGAGAGAGAUGAGAGUGCAUUACUUUUUGACAAACGCCUUGAGAUGCGUAUGCAUGUUGCAGAGCAGGAAACUGCUGCUGAUGGGAAUUCAAAAGAAGUAAUUCUGGAGGUCCCGGGAUCAUCAGUACCUCCUGUUCCAGUGCCGAACGAAGGAUAAUGAUAUACUUUUUAGUUGACUUUGUACUCAUUUUUUUUUUUUUUACAAAUGUGUAAUACAAUACACAGUGGUGUUGCAUGUCUUGAGUGCUUGUUGAUUUUUUUGUAAAUCAAGUUUACUCUAACAUUAAAUCAAUUCACACCAUUUUUUAAUUCA
Messenger RNA from Humulus lupulus (European hop), 2166 nucleotides. RefSeq names its product BTB/POZ domain-containing protein At2g04740. Lineage: Eukaryota; Viridiplantae; Streptophyta; Magnoliopsida; Rosales; Cannabaceae. Gene Ontology annotation, molecular function: protein binding. The record is from RefSeq and is a predicted model, not a curated record. The transcript has 5 exons. The coding region runs from base 208 to 2010 and encodes 600 amino acids. Gene Ontology annotation, cellular component: cytoplasm; ubiquitin ligase complex.